This is a messenger RNA of Passer domesticus (house sparrow), 3580 nucleotides long. RefSeq names its product collagen alpha-4(VI) chain-like. Gene Ontology annotation, cellular component: extracellular matrix. The coding region runs from base 1789 to 3444 and encodes 551 amino acids. The record is from RefSeq and is a predicted model, not a curated record. The transcript has 33 exons. NCBI's taxonomy places the organism in Eukaryota, Metazoa, Chordata, Aves, Passeriformes, Passeridae.
GGAGCAGCGCGCGCGUGCCUGAGGCGCUGGUGAUUACAGAAUUACAGAAUCACAGAAUCACUUGGGUUGGAAGAGAUCUCUGAGAUCAUCGAAUCCAACCCUUGACCGAACACUACCGUGUAAACCAGGCUGUGACACUAAGUGCCACGUCCAGCCUUAAACACCUCCGGGGGUGGUGACUACACCACCUCUCUGGGCAGCCCGUUCCCAUGUCUAAUCACUCCUUCUGUGAAGAAAUUCCUUCUAAUGUCCAACCUGGACCUCUCCUGGAACAAGUGAAGACUGUAUUAUCUUGUCAUGUCACCCACCGGGUACACUCUCCUUUCAGGCAGUUGUAGGGAGCAGUGAGGUCUCCCCACACAGAGGAGAGGCUCCCUUCCUUUUCUCCAGGCUGAGCACCCGCAGUCCCUCAGCUGCUCCUCACAGGAUUUGUGUGCCAGUCCCUUCACCAGCUCCAUUGCUCCAUUGUCUGUCUGGACACGCUCCAGAACCUCAAUGUCCUUCCUGAACUGAGGGGCCCAGAACUGGACACAGCACUCAAGGUGUGGCCUGACCAGCGCCGAGUACAGGGGAAGAAGAAUCACUUUCCUGGAUUCUCUUCCAUCCCUUCUCUCCCAUGGUUGUCAGCCAUGGGCAAAGGAAGCAGGGUGAGCAAGAUAUUGGAUGCUUGAAGAAACCUUUUUCUUCAUGAAUGAACUUCAUUACCCUACUAAUGACUUGUGAUUGAAUUUUGGAGAUAGUUUUGUGUACUGCAGGCAAGGAAACUGGCAGUGAGCACUGUCUGGAAAACAGAACUAGACCUCCAACAGUAUUGACAUUGCACACACAUUCAGAACAAGACCCUGAAGACAUGAUGAAGAUUUAAGCCACUGGAGUAAAGAAUGGAUGAUGCAAGGGUGGCAUGCUGGGACAGCAGAGGUUUCACCAUAAGCCUGAGUCGGAUCCCUUUAAAAAUAAUUACACAAAAACUGUAUUGUGCUCAAAAACUACCCUCAGCUACAAUGAGGUGGCUACCUAAGGCAUUGACCUCUUGGCAUGGUAGCUUGUCUGUGUUACGAAGAGUAGGAAUCAAUUUUCCAGCAGCUACUGCUGCUCAUCUGACCCUGCUCCUUAACUUUACUAAUCCCUGCCUAGUUUCUUGUAAUUUUAUUUUCCAAAUCUGUUCCAUCCUUUUAUUUAAAACUGGCAUCCUUGACAUUGGAUGCAAACAUUGUAUACCAACAGACAUAAGAGACGACAUGAGGAUUUUUUAUCUGUACAGGAUUAAGUACACUACCUGUGUACUGUCAUCAUGUGAAUGUGCUACAGGAUCAGAAUGAUACAGAAACUUUUACAGGGAAACAACAACAACAACAAAAAAAAAAGGAUGAUGCAGCUGAAGGUUAAAACAAAUUGAAAAUAAAAUUAAAUACUGAAGAGAAAAAGGGUGCAUGGAGGGAAUCAGGACUUGAUCUUAUUUCAAAGCCUUCAGAAGGAAUGAAAUCAGCAUGUAGAAAUUGAAGUAAUCUAACUGGAGUACUUCAGUAGGAAGGUUUUCAAAAUGGAUGCCUGGAAACCACUUUUUCUUCUCUACAUUUUCGCCUUCUCUACAGAGGCAGAGGAGUCUGAUACAAAAUCUACAUUACAAAGAAGGAGGUACCAAAACAGGGCAGAGCCUCCAGCGCUGGAGAAUCACUUCAUAGCAAGUGCUGGUAGCCAAAAAGCAGCUUGACCAGAGUCUUUUCCAAAUGCAAUAUAGAUCUUUCUAUAGCAAUUGAUAUUUCAAGGAGUGUGCAGCCAACAGCCACAAUGCUCCUGAAACAGAGACUGCAAGCAUUCCUCCCCACACUUCUACUCCAGAUGAAAUCACUGCCAAAUACCAGCUGCAAUGCUCCAGUUGAAAUUGGGUUCAAGUUCCAAGUAUUGGCAGAGAACAAACAAUUAAUCUUUGACUCUGGUUUUGAAGAGUAUAAUGAAGAGAUCAUCCAGAAGUUCUUAGGUGCACAGACCACUGUGGACACCUACAUGAAUGCAGACUUUUUGCAGGCACUUGAGGAGAAUUUCUUUAAUGUGACCUCUGCUAAAGUUAAGGUUCUGUUAAUAUUUUCAGAUGGGCUGGAUGAUUCACUGGAUGACCUGAAGAAAGCAGCAGAGUCACUUCGCUUUAAAGGUCUUGAUGCACUUCUGUUAGUUGGCCUGGACAAUACACAGAACUUGACUGAAUUUUGGGAAAUAGAGUUUGGCAGAGGGUUUGGAUACAAUGAACCUCUGAAUGUUGGGUUUGCAGAUGUUGCCAACAUUUUGCAGAGAAAUCUUGAUACUGUUGCAGAGAGAAAAUGCUGUAAGGUUAUUUGUAAGUGUCUUGGAGAAAAUGGUGAUCAUGGUGUCAGAGGAAAUCCUGGAAGGAAGGGAAGUACAGGUUACAGAGGAUCUCCUGGCCAUCCUGGUGAGGAAGGUGGGAUUGGGGAGAGAGGCCCAGCUGGUUUCAGUGGGACUCAAGGAGACAGGGGAUGUGCAGGUGUCAGAGGCCAUAAGGGGGCCAGAGGCUAUAGAGGAAGUCAGGGUGAUCAUGGUGAGCGUGGAUUUGAUGGCACUGAUGGAGAGCAGGGAGAACGUGGAUUUCCUGGACCUUCUGGAGAGAAAGGCAGCAGAGGAAAAUGGGGCAGAAAAGGCCCCAGAGGAGAACCAGGUGAACGAGGAGAAUCUGGUCUAAGAGGAGAUCAUGGAGAUCCUGGGACUAACAAUAAUGUUACUGGACCUAAGGGUGAAAAAGGAAACCUGGCAUCACAGGGAGACCCUGGCCCACAAGGACUCCAAGGAGAGCAGGGUGAUGCUGGCUUAGAUGGUGCAGCAGGUCGAAGAGGGCCUCCAGGUAUAAAGGGUGAGCAAGGAGAUCUGGGAGAAACAGGUUACUCAGGAGAAAUUGGUCUUCCAGGCCCACAGGGCCCAAGAGGACCACAAGGGAUCAGAGGACCUCCUGGACCACAAGGCAUGCCAGGCCCUCUGGGUAGUCUGGGGAUGCCUGGUUCACCUGGCUCUGUUGGAAAGUUUGGUGUAAGAGGAGCAAAGGGUGAACCUGGUGACCCUGGAGAGAAGGGCUUGGCUGGCCACCCUGGACACAGAGGCAUUCCAGGCAUGGAUGGCAGAGAUGCGUAUGGUCCUGAGGGAAGCAAAGGAGCAAAGGGAGAAUCUGGAUUCAUAGGAUAUCCUGGUCCAGAGGGAGAAGAAGGAGAUCGAGGCAUUCCAGGAGCUGAAGGACCCAAAGGAAUUAGGGGUAGAAGAGGUAAUUCUGGCACACCAGGUUCCCGGGGAGAUCCAGGUGACCAAGGGCCAUUGGGAUCUAUGGGUGCCAAGGGACCAGUGGGCACUACUUUAAUGGAAACACAUGCCCAGCUUAUCCAACUGAAGUGGUUUUUGCCUUGGAUAUGUCUGAUGAUGUUACACCAGCUGCAUUUGAAAGAAUGAGGAACAUUGUUAUUUUAUUGCUGAAGACCAUUAAGAUCAGUGAAAGCAAUUGCCCAACAGGCGCUCGUGUUUCUGUUGUUUCUUUCAAUAUCAACAUACACUAUCUCAUCCGAUUCUCUGAAUUCCAAAAAAACAA